GAUGUGUUGCCGGAAGUGUGUGUACAGUUCUAUCUGGAAUCAUGGAGCGUCGUGUGUUGUGCGGAGUCGGGCUGGUGGUUUUGCUGUUUUUGGGCGCUGUGUUGCUGGUCCGAGCUGCUCCUGUGGAUAAAGAUGCUGUAGACCCAAACAUUAACAAGGAUGCAAAUAAUGAACUGAAUCCCGGCGUUGCUGAAGCGGGUAAGGCCCAGGCCGGCGCUGCUGAAACGGGUGGCGCCCAGGCCGGCACUACUGAAACGGGUGGCGCCCAGGCCGGCGGUGCUGAAACGGGUGACGCCAAGACCGGCGGUGCUGAAACAGGUGACGCCAAGACCGGCGGUGCUGAAACGGGUGACGCCAAGACCGGCGGUGCUGAAACGGGUGACGCCAAGACCGGCGGUGCUGAAAAGGGUGACGCCAAGACCGGCGGUGCUGAAAAGGGUGACGCCAAGACCGGCGGUGCUGAAAAGGGUGACGCCAAGACCGGCGGUGCUGAAACGGGUGACGCCAAGACCGGCGGUGCUGAAACGGGUGACGCCAAGACCGGCGGUGCUGAAACGGGUGACGCCAAGACCGGCGGUGCUGAAACGGGUGACGCCAAGACCGGCGGUGCUGAAACGGGUGACGCCAAGACCGGCGGUGCUGAAACGGGUGAGGCCAAGACCGGCGGUGCUGAAACGGGUGACGCCAAGACCGGCGGUGCUGAAACGGGUGACGCCAAGACCGGCGGUGCUGAAACGGGUGACGCCAAGACCGGCGGUGCUGAAACGGGUGACGCCAAGGCCGGCGGUGCUGAAACGGGUGACGCCAAGGCCGGCGGUGCUGAUAAGGUUGAGGCCAAGGCCGGCGGUGCUGAUAAGGUUGAGGCCAAGGCCGGCGGUGCUGAUAAGGUUGAGGCCAAGGCCGGCGGUGCUGAUAAGGUUGAGGCCAAGGCCGGCGGUGCUGAUAAGGUUGAGGCCAAGGCCGGCGGUGCUGAUAAGGUUGAGGCCAAGACCGGCGGUGCUGAUAAGGUUGAGGCCAAGACCGGCGGUGCUGAUAAGGUUGAGGCCAAGACCGGCGGUGCUGAUAAGGUUGAGGCCAAGACCGGCGGUGCUGAUAAGGUUGAGGCCAAGACCGGCGGUGCUGAUAAGGUUGAGGCCAAGACCGGCGGUGCUGAUAAGGUUGAGGCCAAGACCGGCGGUGCUGAUAAGGUUGAGGCCAAGACCGGCGGUGCUGAUAAGGUUGAGGCCAAGACCGGCGGUGCUGAUAAGGUUGAGGCCAAGACCGGCGGUGCUGAUAAGGUUGAGGCCAAGACCGGCGGUGCUGAUAAGGUUGAGGCCAAGACCGGCGGUGCUGAUAAGGUUGAGGCCAAGACCGGCGGUGCUGAUAAGGUUGAGGCCAAGACCGGCGGUGCUGAUAAGGUUGAGGCCAAGGCCGGCGGUGCUGAUAAGGUUGAGGCCAAGACCGGCGGUGAUGAAAAGGUUGAGCUUGAAGAAGACGAGGAGGAGGAAAUGGAUGAGCAGCAGCCUGGAGAAGAAGAGAAAAUGCUUGAGGAUGAUCAAGAGUCGGAUAAUAUGAAAGACGACACAGUUGGUGCAGAAUUGGAAAAUUUGGAUAAUGUGGAUACAGCCGAUGAAGAGAAUGCAGACUCUCUGAACAAGCAGGAAUACCAACCUCCCAAUAAUAAUAAAGAGACUUCAAUUCCCCAGGGUGAAACAGAAAGCAGCCAUUUCUUUGCCUAUCUUGUGACCUCCGCUAUUCUUGUGGCUGUGCUGUAUAUUGCAUAUCACAACAAACGAAAGUUUUUUUCUCCCCUCCAGAUCAUCGCUUUUGCACUUGAGGGAAAACGCUCCAAAGGUGGCAGGAGGCCUAAUUCAGGGGAAUACCAGAGACUGGAUCACAAGAUCUGAGCUUUCUCUCGGAGUCUACUUGAACCAUACGUCAUCCAAAAAGAGCCCAGGAUCUGCACACAAGUCACUUCACCUGAAUAAUUUAAGAAUCCUUCAUCCAGCACCAGCAGCCUGGUUCCCUACAUCUGUACUGGGGAAAUAGGAGUUUGUUGUCCAUAUUUAUAGUUCACAAUUAGAUUACAUAAUUGUUAGAUUGGCCUACUACUAUUAGAUGGCUACUAUGUGACAAUAGAGCAGUGCAUACAUGGAGAUUCUGUGCCUAUAAUGUCCAUUAUUUAGAUUUUUGAUUUUUCAUUUUUCCCAUAAUUCCACAAUCGUAGUAGUGGCUUCAAGCCGCCAGAGAUUUCAUAUAUAUGGUUCAAAUAUCUUCGGUUAAUUGCUAUUUUCUUUAAAUAACAUAUACAGAAAUAAUGUCCUUUUUUUUUUUUUUACCCUUUAAAUCAUUUUCCAGGGUAUUUUGGAAUUGGGUUCUGCUUUUGGUUUCUAACAGUCAAUGUUUCUCCUUGAUAACAUGGCAGAGGGGUGUGCUGCGAAUAGACUAUAUCUGCUGUAUACAAAAUGCUAAAACUGGAGAGUGCAACAUCCUGGGGCACCUCUGCAUAAAAACCAAUCGGCUUUCAUUUUUAUUUUUUUGUCAAAGCCUAAUUGAACAAGAUGGAUUUAGAAGUUGGUUAACUAUCAUGCACAGCUGCACCAGAUUUUACACUCUAGCUUACCUGCUAGAAACAGAUUGCAGAGAAGCAUGUUUGACUUGACCUUUGGGUCUAUUUUAUGCAGGCCGUGUGUGUAUACAAACGAAACAUGCAUGAACGGAGAGCUAUACUAGAUCAGUAUAUAUAGCCUAAAGUUAGCACGACAGCUACCCACUUUGGUGACGGUCUCAUGUCUAUCAGACUAGCACAUGACUGCUUGCCUUUUGUUAUUACCCUUCUACCACUUGGCUGUGCCAAGUUUCUGUGUCUGAGGCAAUACCCAGCCUGAGAUGCUGGGAAGCAGUUUUAUGUCUGCAUGAACAACCGCCGCCUUGUCUCUGAGCACCCAAGUCUCCAGUGCCAUCAGAUUUUUCUUGAAGGAAUGUAUAGUCUUAGUGUAUAUUUUUGUAUGUGUUUAAAACAGAUCUGUUUUGAUGUAAAUAGUUUUAGUCUGUGUUAAUAUUCUAAGAAUCUUUGUUCACAACAGGGAAGCCAUAUUUCCUUCUCGCUUAUGUAGGCUCUGCAGUGCUACACAGUGCUUCUUCUUAUACCAUUCACCUAACUUAUUGUUAAGCAGGGUGAAAGAGUAGGUGUAAUGACUUAUUAUACCUGCUUCUACUUGCUUAUCUUCAGUUCCCUAUAUUAAAUAUAAGAAAAAGUCCCUUUAAUACCUCAAAAAUAUAUCCUUGCUAGAUCUUUAUUAUACUUUCCGUUUAGAAUCUGCUUUCUAAGCUGAUGUUAAAGGGGUUGUAAAGGUUCGUGUUUUUUCACCUUAAUGCAUUGGAUUGAUUGAUAGCAGUGCAGCCAUUGGCUCCCGCUGCUUUCAAUCAAAUUCAAUGACGCGGCCGCUGGGGUGCGGCGCUGAGUCAUACAAGAGGUGUCUAUGGACGCCGACUGUAUGACAUGGGAGUGCGCCCGCAAGCUAACCCCCUCGGGAGAGAGCUUCCCAGUGGGGGUUUGCUAUUGUGGGGAGCAGCCGAAACAGCCGCAGAGGGACCCCAGAACAGGAGGAUCUGGGCCACUCUGUGCAAGACGAUCUGCACAGUGGAGGUAAGUAUGACAUGUUUGUUUUCUUUUUCUUCUUUUUUUAUUAAUAAACCUUUACAACCCCUUUAAGAACAAAGGGUGUAAUGGCAUUGAGGAACCCCUCUUUGCAUGCAGAGGCCUCAAUAACACAUCCAGGUUUAGGAAAGUGUGUUAAUCCAUGUGCCUAUAUGGAUAAAGAGGGCGGUAUCUAAAACAUAUAACUUUUAACUACAUUAAAGGCUCCGAUGUGAGAAGGAAGUCUAGAGGAGGGGACAAUUGCAGUUAUCGUCCAAAUCUGGUCUAAAUUUUAAACCAUUUGGUGUCCCAUUUACACCUGUGCUUUUUAGGUAUGGUAUGUAAAAAAAAAAAAA
This is a messenger RNA of Rana temporaria (common frog), 3975 nucleotides long. RefSeq names its product trans-golgi network protein 2 (gene TGOLN2). NCBI's taxonomy places the organism in Eukaryota, Metazoa, Chordata, Amphibia, Anura, Ranidae. The coding region runs from base 42 to 1886 and encodes 614 amino acids. The record is from RefSeq and is a predicted model, not a curated record. The transcript is spliced from 4 exons.